GAAAAAAAAAUAAACAUUCGCGUUUUCUACUUCACUCGCUCAUUUCACAAGUUACGCGUGAUAAGAGGUAAAAGAGUAUAGUGUCAAAAACUUGGAAAAUCACAUCAUUAUAUAAAAAAAUAAUUAAAACUAGUUAAAAAUUACACCAAAGAAACAUCUUUGAAAGUGGCAAGUUAAUUACAAUGACGAGUAAUAUAAAACGGUUAUUAUGUUCGCCACUUCCUGGAUAUUUGACGAGUGGUGCGACAGUCUGUGAAAACACUGAGCAACAUCUCCUCAACUUCUUGCAAAACUUGCUGCCAAAGUCGGACUGUAAAUCUAUUUCAGAUGAGUUGCGAAAGACUUUUAUAUUCAGCAAAUUCAAGGUAAAGCACAAGCAAAAACAUCAUAGUGGCAAAGGCAAAUUCUCUCUUUCGUCCGUCAGGAAGAGAAUGCACUUUGGUCUGAACAAAAUUGGUCACAACAAAAGUCAAAUCAAGUACCAUGAUAUUUUGGCUUUGAAGCAACUGUGGUUAGAUUACAUUCGAAAUAUGCUCGGUAUCAAAUCGUUCACCAGUCUGCCGGAAGAUCCUAACAGUUUAAGUUUGGAAAACAUCAGCAAACAAUUGAUGAAAGCUGAUUUUCAUGGCGCCGAAAUAUCAGUGGACAGUUCAACGUGUCCUACUUUGGUAGGAUUUAGAGGAAUUGUUAUACAGGAUACAAAAAAUACUUUCAAGAUAUGUGGGACGGACAAUGUCAUUCGAACAAUACCAAAAAAGUCAGCUAAAUUUUCUAUUUACUUGGAUGAUGGCGUGGUGUUGAAAACGUUUGGGAAGCAACUUUGCGUAAGACCUGUGGAACGUACCAGUAAAAAACUAAAGAGCACAAGACUAGUUCAAUUGUGAGAUAUUGUAAAUACUUUUCUCAAAUAAAAACAAAAAAACAUAUUACACACUAAGUCUUUCCAGUGUUCAAAUAUUCUCUUCUUGUGUGUAAAAAAAAAGAUUUGUUUCUUACUCAAAGAAAUUGUCAAAAUUGCGUAAACAUCGAUUUUAUUGACGCACUCUCUCUGUAAGGUCUGGUUUUUUCUCAAUGUGGAAUAUAUAAUAUUCUAUACGUAAACGCGCGAUUUUUGGCCACCUUUGUGUGGCCAUAGGCGUCUUCUAAUUCUUUGCAACGUCGGUAUUGAGCAUCUAAUAGUUACAUCAUAUAUAUAUAUAACAAGUUACAUCAUAUAUAAAAGCAGUACCGGCAGCGAACCUCGGACCACGUGUAUAGCCAGAAUUGUUUUCAAUAUAAAUACAUCAUUUAUUUCUGUAUAAUUUUCCAUUAUCAUAUACUUUUGCAGAGAGUAUUAUCAGUUACGAUAUAUUACAAUCUAUAUAACUUUAUUGUAUUUUAUAUAUAUAUAUAUAUAUAAUCGUAUAGCAUAUUUAACGUAAUUGUUUACUACUUACAUGAAUAUAUAGGAUAUUAUUUAUUCGUUAUCAAUAUAACGUAUAUAAUGGAUGUUAUAUUUUAUACGUGUGUGUGUGUGUCUGUGUGUGUGUAUAUGAAUAAAUAAAAGUUUGCCUUAAAAAAAAGAAAAAAGGAAACUGUUUACAAAUGUGUAAACAACGCACAAAUCGUCAAAACUCGUGGAGGGAAUGCUAAACGCGAUCAAAAACAAUCGAGAGCUAAUAAUCGCGUACAAAAUAAGUGACCGCUACGUCACUGCUCUUGACUAUUUUACAUGAUACAUGAUACAAAGUAUUAAUAAUAAUAAUAAUAAUAUUAAUAAUAUUUAGAAUGUAAAAUUUUUCUCGUGUCGAUAUGAACUUUCGGGCUAUAUAAAUUUUAUAAAAGAAAGACUACAUGCUAUAAAAAAAAAACCUUUCGUUACAUCUCACGACUUGCUACAAGUAACAUUUAUAUCGAGUUUGUUUGUGAAAAAAAAAAACACAACUUGUAUAAUAAUUAUGUACGGGAAUGUUGAGAGGUAAGAAGCACAUGCGAAAUUAGUUAGUUUUUUUUUUUUUUUUAUCUUGUUUUCUGCCGUACUUCGUAUUGUUUCAAUUGUAUAUUGAUGUAGCACUUACACACGCAACAUAAAUAAUUUUAAAAAAUAUCAGAGUUUUAACACGCACACAACAUGACUGUGACAUCUUUGUUUUUUUUUUGUUUUUGUUUUUUUUACAAUAAUAAUAGCAUGAUUUAAAAAGUUUAGAAUUUGCAUAAUUCAAUUGCGUUGUUUGUUAAUAAACUAUAUGAUGAUUAACGAUCUCAGCAACUUUUUUUUAUCAAGUCAAGUAAAAAUUCACGACACACCGCGCGAAAAAUCGAAAGAGAGAGAGAAAGAAAGAGAGAAAAAACCGUAAUUAAAUAUUACCAAAACAUUUUUUUAUAGUACAAUAUUAACAAUGUGAUAGAAACGAUUAUAUGUUACAAUUUCUUUAUAUAAUUUUUUUUUUUUUUUUUUUUAACCCUAGGACCUGAGAGAGCCUGGGUAGGGUGGUCUCUGAUGAUGUGCGGCACCCCACGCGCGUUUUUUCAAAUCAUUAAUUGUUGUGUUUUUAUACGUUGCUCAGUUAUUAUUAAAUGUCUUUUGUGUCAACUUAUUGCGUUUUUUGUCGUCAUAAAAUAAUAUUAUACCUGUGUAAUUGUUUCUCGUUAGAAAAACCAUAUUCAAUUUUACAAUUCAUGAGAUAUUAUCUCUUGCUAGUUAGUUAAUGCACGUCAGCACGCAAUACCGGCUCGAUAAUGAACUACUUUUGUGUGUAUGACUUGUUACGCUAAAAAAGAACAGAAUCUUACAACAAGCAAUAAGAAAAACAAAAAUCCUGAAACAAAUGCGCAAGUAAAAAAUCGCGCAAUAAUAUUGUUUGUUACAAAAUUUGCGUUCUAGCACAAUUUGUUUUGUUUCUUCUCCCACUUGCGUGGUUUUAAAAGACUGAGGAACACUGUGUAUGCCGGUUACAAAACUUACGAGAUCUCUAAGUUUCUUACUAGGAAGUCUCUCUCUCCGAGGUUUCAGACGAUCCCAGAGACGUUAUAUUAAAACUCUCGCUGCAGACGCAGUCCUAGGGUUAAACACUCCUUUUACGCAUUUCGCUGAAAAAUUACCUAGUUUUUCUUAUAAAAACAGAAAAACACAAAUGUUAAAGGGAUGUUGACACGCGAAGACACGUAAAAAAAAAAAAAAAAAAAAAAUUCAAUCUAUACUUCAUGUCAUCAAUAAGAAAAUAGGAUUUUUCUUGGCCUCCAUUGAUACAUAUCGUUCGCUUUGCAUAAAUCGAAAAAUAAAAAAAUAAAAAAAAAAUAACCGCAGUCGAAAACAUCUCUGUAUUACAUAUCAAGCAAAUAUACAUACACAAGUAGAUCUAACGCUUAGACGAUGUGUAUACGCACUACAGAUACACGCCGAAAUAUCUUCAAGUGUUUAUUGUUUAGACUUUUUCCUCGCCUCGAAAGAGGAUCUCGUUAUUACAACAAUACUGACAUAACGAUAUACACCUUGAUCUACCCAAUCUAUAUGAGUAACUCGCGUUUGCCUCUUAUACGUUUCUAUUUUUUUUAUUCUUUUAUUUUUUUAAAUUUUUAUCUGCAAUACUGCGCGUUUGUCUGAUGAACAUUUCCUCGAAUGUAAUAAAUUCCAAUGCUAUUUUGCAAAACGGUUAAGAACCCAACUGUCAACUAUUUGAGAAAUAAAAAGAAAAACACAAAAUUUUGC
Messenger RNA from Pseudomyrmex gracilis, 3688 nucleotides. RefSeq names its product ribonuclease P protein subunit p29 (gene Pop4). Gene Ontology annotation, cellular component: ribonuclease P complex; ribonuclease MRP complex. Gene Ontology annotation, biological process: rRNA processing; tRNA 5'-leader removal. Gene Ontology annotation, molecular function: ribonuclease P RNA binding. Bases 183 to 884 code for a protein of 233 amino acids. The record is from RefSeq and is a predicted model, not a curated record. The transcript is spliced from 4 exons. NCBI's taxonomy places the organism in Eukaryota, Metazoa, Arthropoda, Insecta, Hymenoptera, Formicidae.